AUGUCGGUCGACGAGAAUAAGAUCGCCAUACAACACGUCGAGGAUUUCGACAAAGUGCAAGAUGCUCAACAUGAUUCCGAAGACCUUCCUGGGUCACUUCGUGGACUUAACCAGCAAGAGCUAGCCACACUUGGCAAAUGGACGACUCUGAAGCUGGACUGUAUAAUCAUGCCAGCACUUACAAUCCUCUAUAUCUUGUAA
Messenger RNA from Aureobasidium vineae, 201 nucleotides. NCBI's taxonomy places the organism in Eukaryota, Fungi, Ascomycota, Dothideomycetes, Dothideales, Saccotheciaceae. The record is from the annotation of a GenBank genome assembly.